This is a messenger RNA of Corvus hawaiiensis (hawaiian crow), 3844 nucleotides long. RefSeq names its product protocadherin alpha-3-like. The coding region runs from base 1254 to 3800 and encodes 848 amino acids. The record is from RefSeq and is a predicted model, not a curated record. Lineage: Eukaryota; Metazoa; Chordata; Aves; Passeriformes; Corvidae. The transcript has a single exon. Gene Ontology annotation, molecular function: calcium ion binding. Gene Ontology annotation, biological process: homophilic cell-cell adhesion. Gene Ontology annotation, cellular component: plasma membrane.
GAAGCAUCGAGAUACAUGAAGAGUGCUCAGGAGCGGUGGUUGCCCAAUGCUUUUUAAAGUUUUUAUGGAGCAUUGUCGUGCUGGGCUGUGAUGGCUUUGAGUUCCUGAAGGAGAAACUCCCCUGAGUUGUUUGGACUCUUUCAGGCUUGCCUGCACAGAUGUCUCAGUAGCUGUGGCUUCAGCUUUUGUGUCAGAGAGUGGUGGAACCUGUUCUGAUACACAGGAGCUGUUCUUUGGCGUGUGAUUGCCUUGCUGUGUUAUUGCUGCAUCCUUGAGAGUACUGGAGGCUGAAAAGUGUGGCCUUUAUCCUGGAAAAUGGGGAAGUUGUGAGUGCAUGGACAGGAGGAAAGCAGGAAGAUUUUUACUUCUCUGAAGAGAUGGAGGGCAGAAGGGAAGAGGAAGGAGAGCCUUUGCCAAAGAAUAUGUUCCUACACCAAGUCGAGAAUGUCAUAGACAUGGUAAGAUUACUCCCUUCUUGGUAAGGGGAAAAUGAACAGAGGAUGGAAAUGGAAGAAAAUUGGAAGCAAGCAAGAAAGGAGUAGAUAGAGAGCAAGGAAGAAACUGUAAUUGAGUUUACUGGCAUGUCACUGACACUUCUACUCUACACAAAAAGGGAGGAAGUGGAUAAAGGAGGAAAAAAAGGAAAGGAAGAAGAGAAAGAAAACCAGAAAGAAGAUGCUAGGAAGGAAUGACAAAAGGUGAUGAUUAAGAAUGGAAAAUUACAAAGAGAAGAAAUAUGAAAAUAGGAUUACGCACCGAGGAUGCCUCUAACUCCCGACCGGAGCUGGUUCCCACCAGCCUCCGCCUGGAUUAGAAUCCGGUGCUCCGGCGUUGAUGCCACGUAAUUAGAGUUGGUGGAUCCGAAUUCUUUUGUUUACCGCGCGGCGCCGGAGGCGACUGGCGAGAUACCAGAAGGGAUACAGAAGAGAGCAGUGAAAAAAAGCCCAAAGGAUAAAAUAAAAAAGGAGCACUUUUGGAAGACACGGCAGAGGAGAUGGCCAUGACGGAGCGGAGGCGCGGGCGCUGUGGCGGAGCGUGUGAGGCGGCGGAGCAGCGCACGGUGUCGCUGCAGGCUCAGGAACGGCGUCUCGGCGGCUCCGCCCCGGUGCGGCGGAGAGCCCGGCUGUGAGCGCGGGGGGGCGGCGCGGGCCGGGCAGCAGAGCCGGUGCGUCCGGGCGGCGGCGGGGAGCCGUGCGGGGCCCGUGCCGGGGCCGGCAGCCAGAGCGGCACAGGCGGCGGCGGCGGCGGCGGCGAUGGGGGAGCGUUGUUGUGCGGUGGUGCGGGUGCUGGUGCUGCAGGCGGCCUGGGCGCUGUCGGGCGGGCAGGUGCGGUACUCGGUGCCGGAGGAAGCCAAGGCCGGCACGGUGGUGGGCCGUCUGGCGCAGGACCUGGGCCUGGAGGCGGGCGAGGCGGAGGCGCGGCGGCUGCGGCUGGUGGCGCAGGGCCGGCGGGCGAGCGUGGAGGUGAGCGGGGCGAGCGGCGCGCUGCUGGUGAGCUCGCGGCUCGACCGGGAGGAGCUGUGCGGCAAGAGCGCGCCGUGCGCGCUGCGGCUGGAGGUGCUGGUGGAGCGGCCGCUGCGCGUCUUCCAUGUGCAGCUGGAGGUCACCGACAUCAACGACAAUGCCCCCGUCUUCCCCGCCGCCCGGAAAAACCUCAGCAUCGCGGAGUCAUCUCUGCCGGGGUCUCGUUUCCCACUGGAGGGCGCGUCGGAUGCGGAUAUCGGAGCGAACGCGCAGCUCUCCUAUACACUCAGCCCCAGCGAGCAUUUUACCCUGGAUGUUAAAUCCUCUGAUGAAAACAGGAAGUCUCUGUUUCUGGUGCUCGCAAAGUCGUUGGACCGCGAGACGAUUCCCGUUCACCGGUUGGUGCUGACGGCGAGUGACGGGGGCCGGCCGUCUCUGACGGGCACCAUGGAGCUGGUGAUCUCGGUGCUGGAUGCAAACGACAACGCGCCCCAGUUCAACGAGUCCGUGUAUAAAGUGCGGCUACUGGAGAGCGCUGAGUUGCGGACGCUCGUAGUGCGUGUGAAUGCCACGGAUCCGGACGAAGGCAGCAAUAAGGAGUUUUCUUACAGCAUCUUGAGUUCGAUUCCUAUCGGUAACAAAGAACUCUUUACCAUUGACACCAAGACGGGCGAGAUCAGACUGACGGGUACUUUGGACUUCGAAAAUGUUCGUUUACACGAACUGCAAAUCGAAGCGACAGAUAAAGGGACACCCCCGCUGUCAGGUCACUGCAGCGUGGAACUGGAGGUGCUGGAUGUGAACGACAACGCGCCGGAGGUGUGGGUGACGUCGCUGUCGGUGCCGGUGCCGGAGGACGCGUCGGUGGGGACGGUGGUGGCCCUGCUGAGCGUGUCGGACCGGGACUCGGGGGCGAACGGUCGCGUGCGGUGCUGGGUGUGGCCGGCGUCGCCGUUCGGUCUGGAGGCGACGUUCGCGGGCUCGUACUCGCUGGUGCUGCGCGAGGCGCUGGACCGGGAGCGGGUGUCGGAGUACGAGGUGGAGGUGCGUGCGGAGGACGGCGGGGCGCCGGCGCUGCGCGGCAGGCGCGGGCUGCGGGUGGCGGUGUCGGACGUGAACGACAACGCGCCGGCGUUCGCGCAGGCCGUGUACACGGUGCUGGCGCGGGAGAACAACGCGGCGGGCGCGGAGCUGGCGCGGCUGUGGGCGCGGGACCCGGACGAGGCGGGCAACGGGCGCGUGAGCUACUCGGUGUGGGAGGGCGGCGUGGGCGGCGGGUGGCGUCCGGCGUCGAGCUACGUGUCGGUGGACGCGGAGAGCGGGCGUCUGUGGGCGCUGCAGCCCUUGGACUACGAGGAGCUGCAGGUGCUGCAGUUCGAGGUGCGUGCGGUGGACGCGGGCGAGCCGCCGCUGUGCGGCAACGCCACGGUGCAGCUGUUCGUGCUGGACGAGAACGACAACGCGCCGGCGCUGCUGCCGCCUGCGGGCUCGGCGCCGGAGGCGGGCGGCGUGGCGGGCGAGGCGGCGGCGGCGGCGGGCUCGGUGUCGGUGUCGGGCACGCUGUGGGCGUGGGCGGCGUGGGGGGCGCCGGCGGGGCAGGUGGUGGCGAAGAUCCGCGCCGUGGACGCCGACUCGGGCUACAACGCGUGGCUGCGCUACGAGCUGUGGGAGCCGCGGGGCAAGGGCCCGUUCCGCGUGGGGCUCUACAGCGGCGAGGUGAGCACGGCGCGGGCGCUGGAGGAGGCGGACGGCCCUCGCCAGCGGCUGCUGAUCGUGGUGCGCGACCACGGCGAGCCGGCGCGCUCGGCCACGGCCACGCUCAGCGUGUCGCUGGUGGAGGCCGCCGAGGCGGCGCUGGCCGCGGCCGCGGGAUCGUCGUCGUCGUCGUCGCGGUCGGCGGCGGGCGCGGAGAUGGGCGCUGGUGCGGCGAGUGCGGCGACGAACGUGUGGCUGGUGGUGGCCAUCUGCGCGGUGUCGAGCCUGUUCCUGCUGGCCGUGGUGCUGUACGGGGCGUCGCGCUGGGCGCCGCGGGCGGCCGUGCUGUCGGGGCCCGGGCCCACGACGCUCGUGUGCGCCAGCGAAGUGGGCAGCUGGUCGUACUCGCAGCGCCACAGCCGGAGCCUGUGCGUGGCGGACGGCGCGGGCAAGAGCGACCUCAUGGUUUUCAGCCCCAACUUCCCUCCGCCGCCGCCCGGCCCCGCGGCCAAGGACACGCAGCCGGAGCCCUCCGCUCUCCUGGACACGGUCAGUGGCCCUCCCUUGCUCUCACCCUUUCGUCCGCCGCCUCUUUUCUCCUCUGCCUAUUGUCUGCCACCCCUGUGUAGUUGCUACUUGUAGCUGGGCUCCGCCCCCGCAGCCUGAGGGCAGUGGGUGUUGAAGGA